AUGCGAGGGGUAGCGCGGUGGCUCCAGCAGGCCGCGCCCGCUGCGACCGGCGACGUCGAGGCCAUCGAGUCGGAAGUGGACGACGACGAGUUCGUCGACGGCAAGAGCAAGCGGCCCAAAGAAGCCGAGGGCAAGAAGCGCAAGGCCAAGCCAAAGCCCGACAAGAGCCAGCUGCGGUUGAGCUUCUUCUGCCAGCCGCCGCCGCCGCCGACCGAGCCAAAGGUAGCCGCCAACGCCGUGGUCGAAGUUGCCGCUGCCAAGCGAAUCGAGAUUGUGACACUUGACGAAAGCGUCGACUGCAUCGAGAUCCCGGACGAGCCAGCCCCGUCGCGAGCGCGGCGCGCGGCCAAACGCAAGCCGUCGGCCACGACCGACGCGUCGUCGUCCGAAGACACGGUGGCGCCGACACGAGCCAAGCGGCGCGUCCGGGACAAGCCGGCGAAAAAGGCGACCGCGCACGACGACGACGACGACGAUGCGAUCGAGAUCUGGUCCCCCGAGGCGCCGCAGAAGAAGCGCAAGGACGCCUUCUUCCUCACGCCGCAGCAGCGCGAGGCCAUCAAGGCGCAGGAAGCCAUCAGCGCCGCUGUCAACCCGUUUUUUCAAAAAACCCACCCGACCGCCAAGGCGCCGAUCGUCCUCGAUGGCGAUGACGCGCCAACGUCGACCAUCAAGUGGUCGAGAGAGCCCAUGCCGUACCCGCCGGGGCACCUCUGGCACGUCAACCGGCUUCCACCCACUGCGGCGCCGCUGCAGCCACUGCCCAUCGGCCUCAAAAUCGAUGUCCCGAUCGUAGUCGAUGUGGCCAAUAUGUCGUCGCCGCCAUGGCGCGCCUUUGCGGCCGACCACGACGUCGACCGUCUCCACGAGCUCAUGCGGGACGAGGCGCUCUGGGUGCACUCGGCCAUCGCAGUGGACGCGUCGACGUCGUCCGGCGUCAGCAGUGCGCAGCGCGGACGCUGGAUGCAAGCGUUGAAAAGCCGGCGCACCGACCCCGGCUUGCUCUCGGUCGACACGUUCGCACCGACGUCCUUUAACGGCGUUGUCGGCAGCAAGGAGAGCGUCGUCGCGCUGUACCAAUGGCUCCGCGCGUGGAAGACGUUGCGCAGCGGCAAGCAGCCCGACCGGUCGUCCUACAUGGAGUUUUUCAUGGACCCCGAGGACUCGGACGACGACGAAGAGGACACGGAGCUCUACCGCCUCCUCGUGCUCCAAGGCGAGGCGGGCGCAGGCAAGACGUGCAGUGUGUACGCGUGCGCGGCCGAGCUCGGCUACCAAGUGCUCGAGAUCAACGCCGGGCAGCUCCGGUCGGGCAAAACGCUGCUCGAGCUCGCGGGCGAAGCGACGCAGUCGAGCCGCGUGCUCGCGUCGACGACCAGCGCGUCAUCGGCAUCGGCGGCCAAUCCGCGCGGCGAAAGAGCAGAAAAGCAAGAAAAAAGCCAGGAAGAAAAACGGGAAAAGGAAGAUUUUACCGCCUCGAAAACGCUCUCGCUCGUGCUCCUUGAAGACGUCGACGUGCUGUUUGACGCGGACAAGGGCUUUCUCAGCGCCUUGUCGCAGAUGGCGCGGCAGGCCAAGUGCCCGAUCCUCGCGACGUGCACGCACCUACCCGAGAACUUUCCGUCGCACCCGCCGUACUUGCUUCGCCAGUGGCGCCGGCCGACGGCCGCCGAAUUCACGACGUAUCUCUCGCUCAUGAGCGAGAACGAGCAGUGGGCACUGCCACCGACGGCCAUGACGCGUCUGCACCGCAUCUUUCGUGGCGACGUGCGCCGCGCGCUGCAUUUUUUGGACUUUUACAAGCCACUGGACCAGCCGUGGACACACAUCGUGUGGCGUCCGUAUGCGUCCCAGGACGACAAGGAUGAUGACGCGCCGAUGGUCGACCUCACCGAGGGCGUCCCGCUGCUCGCCUCGGCGUAUGCGGCGUCCGGAGUCGAUGUGCUCCAUGCUACGUACCUCGUCGAGUGGCGACGCCGGUAUGGCGACGAGGUGACCGAAGGCCCUGCGUCGUGGGCAGACAACGAUCGUCCGUCACGGCGUCAGUGCGACGAGAUGGAAGCCGUCGCGCUCCUGGCCGAUGCUGUGAGCGAUUCGGAUGUUUGGCUGCGCACGGACGACGACGACGACGACGAUGACGGCAGGCGGGUCGUGGUGCAGGGCGUGCGGUCGAUGGCGUGUGACGUCGGCUUUGCGCUCGGCGACGAGAACGACGACGAAGCAGGCCUCGCCGCGCUCGACGGCCUCGACCUGUGCAGCGACGCCAUGGACAAGGAAGCAACGAUUCGGCGCAACCAAGCCGAGCUGGGCGACCUCAUGGAAGCGUUGCACGUCUCGAUGGAGACGUCGAAAGGGAUGCGACGCCUGCGCGAUGGCGCGGUCGACACGAUGCCGUUCCUGGGCCGCAUGGCCAAAUCCGACUCUGUGAUUCAGCAAGUGCGACGCCGGUCGUUGGGGCGCAAGGGGUAUCUCGCCAACGUCAUUUCCGACAGCAGCCUCAUCGCGACGCUGCAAGACCGAACAAACUAUCAUUAA
Molecule: messenger RNA, 2535 nt
Organism: Saprolegnia parasitica CBS 223.65
Lineage: Eukaryota; Oomycota; Saprolegniomycetes; Saprolegniales; Saprolegniaceae
Exons: 10
Coding region: 1-2535 (844 amino acids)
Cellular component (GO): nucleus
Molecular function (GO): ATP hydrolysis activity; ATP binding; DNA binding
Source: RefSeq, a predicted model, not a curated record